Molecule: messenger RNA, 2821 nt
Organism: Apis cerana (Asiatic honeybee)
Lineage: Eukaryota; Metazoa; Arthropoda; Insecta; Hymenoptera; Apidae
Product: protein Star
Biological process (GO): endoplasmic reticulum to Golgi vesicle-mediated transport; endosomal transport
Cellular component (GO): Golgi apparatus; late endosome membrane; endoplasmic reticulum membrane
Source: RefSeq, a predicted model, not a curated record
GGUAUUGUUAUGACUUAUUGUUUUUAUACAUAAUUUAUAAUUUUAUAUUAUUUUUAGAAUAUCCAAAAUAUUUUCAUAAUUCGAUUUUAUCAAUAGUCAAAAAUAAAUAAUUAUUUAUCUGCAUUUGAUAAUUUGUAUUUACUCUGUAGAUAAUUCAUUAAGAUUAGUUUUGAUUAACACUUUUUUUCACUAAAAAAAAUAUGUUUCAUAUUUUAUUAUUUAUAAUAGAUUUUUUAUGCAUUGAUUAAUUCAUUUAAUAGAAAUAUUUUAUAAAUUAUUUUGUUCUAUUUAUUCAUAAUAUACAUGUAUUUCAUAUUAAAUCUUAUCCAUAUAAUUAAAUACUGUUGAAAUUUGCACGUAAAGUACAUAUAUUAUUUUUAUUGAAAUAAUUUAACGUGAGAAAUAUUUGUUAUUUAAUAUUUGCUAUUUUCUAUUAAUUAUAUAUUAAAAAUUAAUUUAUAUUGGUUUUAUAUUUUUUUUAUUAAUUAUCAUUUAAUAAAUGGAAUAUAAAACCAAUAUCGCAAUUUAACUUGAGUUAUUUUGUAAGUAUGUGGCUAUAUUGCAGUAUACUAAAUUUAGUACUGCUAAAUUUAAAUGAAUUUUUAUUUCUUUUUAUUUUUUUAAUUUAUUCAGUAUAUAUAAAUAUUUGAGUAUUCUUGAACAUUCUCAAUGAUUUAUUGAGUGUAAAAUUAUUAUUUAUUUAAAAUUUUUUUAAAUUAAGAAUUUUAAUUAAGAACGCAUGUGACAUUUAGAAUUCAAUUGCAAUAUAAUUCGGAUUCAUUUUCGUUUUUUUUGUGCCGUUAAUGAUAUUUAAAUGAUUGAAUGAUUAAAAAAAUGUGCAUGUGUCGUGUGUGCAAUAUAAGUGUAUUUACUUAUAGUGAUUAUCUUACAGUUAUGUGUUAUUUCUCGAUCAUAACCUCUGUUUAUUCAUUUUAAAAAAUAUAUUUAAAACAAUAAACAAUUAAUUAAUAUCAAGAUUUCGCUUAAUUUGAAAUUUAAUUAAAUAUCAAUAAGAUUAAAAAAUAAACAAUAUUUAAAACAAUAAUUUCAAUUAAAAUAUAUAACGAUCUACUUUGACGAUUGAAGUAAAAGUAGUAAAUAAGAAUAUUUUGCAUCAUUCAUUCAAAUCAUUUGAAUAAUUUUUACCAAAAAUUUUUAUCAAUGACAAAAAAUUUAUAAAAAAAUAAUUAAUAUAAAGUCUUAACAAAUUUAAAAGAUAUAAUGAAUUUACACAAAUAUAUAUACUCGAUGUUCUUAUAAAAAAAAUUAAUUUAUUUGUAUAUAUAAAAUGACAUAAAAAAUUUAAAAAAAAUGUAUACAUAAAAUAACUAGUGAAGAUGAAAGUUUAAAGUUUGAAUUGUCAAAAGUUGAAGAGGACAACUAAAAUUAUUAGUGAUUCAUGAAAAUAUUAAUAUAAUUUUGAACAAUUAUCACACUACAUACAUCUACCGAUCGAGCAAUGUUAAAGAUCCAAGAAUUAUUCUCUAAGAGGUCAGUCUCUUGUUACAAUUUCGUGGACUACGUCCUUUUAUUGGUUUGUCCGUUAUUACUUACAAAAUAGCACUAAUUUAUUACUAUUUUAUAAUCCUUUAAAAAAAUGCCGGAUAUUGAAUGCUGUCAAUGUGCACACGUUUGGAUUGUCAGAACGUUUUGGGGACGGAAAUGGUAUGCAGUUAUCGCUUUAUUAGGCAUCGUGUCAAUUAUUUUAAUUCAACAAUUCUUAUUCGCAUCCUAUCUUCCUUUGGAUCAGAUAAAACGUAAUACAUAUUUAGAGGAGCUAGAUCAGGAUGUUUUGAAUAGAUGGUAUAACUUUACCGACGGUGUUAAAUGGUAUAAUAAUAAGAUACAAUCACCAUCAAAUCCAACAAAUUGGCAGCAAUACAUAACCGAUAUUCGACGAUAUUGGAUACUUUGGAAAUACAAUCCGAAUUAUUCGUAUAAUCUUGAAAAUCCAGAAAUCAAUGACCCAUCAAUGGGUCAAGCGAGUGUUAUUCGAAAAAUUUUCAAAGAUAAGAAAAAUGGUUUCUUCGUAGAAUGUGGUGCUUAUGAUGGAGAAACUCGAAGUAAUACCUUAGUAUUAGAACGAUUCUUUAAUUGGAGUGGUCUUCUGAUAGAAGCAGAUCCUAUAAAUUUUAAUAAAAUGUUGAAGAAAAAUAGAAAGGCUUACCUAACACCGACGUGUCUUGCCAUUGAGCCAUAUCCCUCGGUGAAUUUCUUUUUAAUGGCGAACAACGUGGGACGACUACACGAGCCAAAUGCUUCAGACAUUCAUUUACCAAAUUCUGCUGAUGUUGUCCACAAUGGCGUUCACAUUUCAGUUCAAUGCUUUCCUUUUAUAGAUUUAAUGUUUGCUCUUAACGUAACUACUGUAAAUUAUUUCAGCCUUGAUAUAGAGGGCCAUGAGCUUCAGGUGUUAAAAACAAUUCCUUUUGAUAUGAUAAACAUAGAGACACUUUCGGUGGAAUUCUCUCACGUUGAAAAUGGUAAGAGAAGUUUGAUUGAUUUUAUGGAAUCAAAAGGUUAUUAUAUAUAUUCUUUGGUUGUAAGAUCUGACAAUUUAGCUCACGAUAUAAUAUUUAUGAAAUAUGAUUAUGAAAAGUCUAAUUUGUUAAAAUAAUUUCGUUCUGAUCACGUUAUUUUGUGUUCCUUGAUCUAAAAUAUUUUUGAUACAUCUUAAAUAAAAUAAUAUACUUUAAAAUUUUCUUUCGUUGUUGUAUUUAAAAUUAUUAUAUUUAAUUUUAUUUAAUUAUCAACUAUAUUGUUAAAUUAUAUAUUAUUAUAAUUAGAAUAUAUGAUAUAAAAUAUAUUUAUUUCAGCUCUU